AUUUCUAUAAAAUAUAAUAUGAUAUCCAAAAAAGGCGUAUUUAGAAGAGUUAUAAAAUUUGUUAGGAAGUUAUGUGCCAGACAAACUGAAAAAAAUGUUGUAGCCAAUUUCAAUACGCCUGAUGGCAAUAUUGGUGCGAGUAAAGACUCAGCUUUAUUGAAAAAAACAUAUCCGGUAGUACAAUCCAACAGUAACACCGAUGAAAGGAGAGAUGAUGAGCUUCAAGAUUUUAAUGCAGAGUCUAUCAAUUCAAGAAAACAUUUCAAGAGUUUUCUAAAAAAAAGAAAAGUAUCAGAAAAACACGAUGGUGGGAGAAAACACAAGGUUUUACAGAAAAAAGAUGACAAAAUUCAAGAUUUAACGUCAGAAUUUAUUCAUUCAACACAAUGUAUUUUAAAAAAUGGUAGCGUACCAGUAAAACGCGACAAUGGAAAAGAAACUAUG
Molecule: messenger RNA, 444 nt
Organism: Daktulosphaira vitifoliae (grape phylloxera)
Lineage: Eukaryota; Metazoa; Arthropoda; Insecta; Hemiptera; Phylloxeridae
Exons: 3
Source: RefSeq, a predicted model, not a curated record